Messenger RNA from Beta vulgaris subsp. vulgaris (sugar beet), 2616 nucleotides. RefSeq names its product wall-associated receptor kinase-like 1. Gene Ontology annotation, cellular component: plasma membrane. Gene Ontology annotation, biological process: cell surface receptor signaling pathway; protein phosphorylation. The coding region runs from base 506 to 2419 and encodes 637 amino acids. The transcript is spliced from 3 exons. The record is from RefSeq and is a predicted model, not a curated record. Lineage: Eukaryota; Viridiplantae; Streptophyta; Magnoliopsida; Caryophyllales; Amaranthaceae. Gene Ontology annotation, molecular function: protein serine/threonine kinase activity; ATP binding; polysaccharide binding.
AGUAGGUACUUUGUGCAAUGUUUUGGUUGAAUGAUGUUCAAAUUUGUACUAAUUAUUGAGAUUUUUAGGACUCAGUUGAUUUAUUUGUUAGAAAUUUUUUUGUAUACAUUGAUUGGUCUUCUUAUCUAACCUGCAUUUAUACACAUGAAGUUGGAAGACUAAAAGAACAAAAAUGAAUCCGGGUACACUGUGACCCGACCUGAAAAAGUCGGAUACCCGGUUUUCGCGGGUCGGGUCACGGCCCUUUUGAUUACCCGCAAAAGCGGGUAUCCGAAAAACCGGUACCCAAUAAUGAACACCCCAAUUAAUUUGAGACUUGAGCGAUAGUAGAAGAAAGUGAGUAUACGGAGCAAUUAACGUCAAUGUCAUUGGUACCAAAAAGAAAAAGAAAAAGAAAAAGAAAAAGAAAAAGAAAAAGAAAAGAAUCACAGCACUCAAGAGGAGUAUAACGGUAGACCUUAGCUUGUGUGGAGCUCUAUCCUCAGAAAUGUGAUGAAUAGUCAAAAUGAAAAUCCUGAACUCAUCGACAUUGCUUGUAUCACUAAUCAUCUCGUCUUGUUUAUGGAAACUAUCUGACCAGCAUAAUCAUAAAGAUUGCAUACAUCAAUGCGGCGAAAGAGCAAUCCCCUAUCCUUUUGGAAUCGGACCUGACUACUGCUCCUUAAGCCCAGACUUUGCUGUCUCUUGUAUUUCUUUCUCAUCAUCAUCACAAAUACCUUUCUUAAAGAAACUCAACCUCGAGAUUUUCGAGGUGCGAAACAGUGAUUUCCCAAAGUUCUAUGGAACAGUAUUUGUUAAGAUCCCAUCAGUCACUGCUUGUAAUGAUACUGAGAUUCGAUGGAACGGUCCUAACUUGGGCAACUCUAUCUUUUCAUUUUACUCCCAAGACUCAUUGAUGAUCCCUAGUAAGAAUGUCUUUGUAUCUGUAGGAUGCCAUGGAUAUGCCUUGUUCUACAAUCAAUAUGGUGACUCGUGGGGAUGCACCUCAGUUUGUACUCCAGAUAACAAGGAUUCGCUUUCAACACCAGAUAGGAUGGACCUAUGUUAUGGCUUUAACAAUUGCUGCCUAAUAUCAGACAUGAUGGUGUCUGAUCAAUAUAGAAUUAGCGUGAGCGUCCACAACGGAUUAAAGCACUGCAGAUCGGCUUAUUUGAUAAGUCAGGAUUAUUUGGCAACACUUGAAUCAGCUGUAGCUCCUAUGCCUGCUGUCCCGGUGGUACUUCAUUGGAUUAAUAAGGACAUGUUUUCAGAUUGGGAAAAGAAACGGUUUUUUUUCCAGCUUCUCUAUCCAACUUUAGUUUCAUUUAUUUUGGCGUGCUGCUGCGUUGGGAUAUGCUGGCGAUGUAAAACAAGAAAAGGAAGAAAAGAAAUUAAGCUUAGAAAGAAAUAUUUCAUGGGAAGAUUAGAAGAACAAAGGUUUAACCAAGAAGAAGCUGAUAAAAUUAAACUCUUUACAGAAAAAGAGUUAAAUAAAGCAACGGAAAAAUUCAACGAAAAUCGCAUACUUGGUAGAGGAGGCCAAGGUACAGUGUACAAAGGAAUGCUAAGUGACGGAAAACUUAUUGCUGUGAAAAGAUCAGGCUCGAUAAAUGAAAAUCAAUGGAUGGAAUACAUUAAUGAGGUGAUUAUUCUCUCACAAGUGAAUCACAGAAAUGUAGUAAAGUUACUUGGAUGUUGCUUGGAGACUAAAUCUCUUCUUUUAGUCUACGAGUUCAUUUCCAACGGAACUCUACGUGAACUUAUUCAUACCCCAAGUGAAGAGUUUCAAGUAACUUGGGAGAUUCGCUUAAGAAUUGCAUCUGAAGUUGCCGGUGCAAUUGCCUAUCUACAUUCAGCUUGUUCAACUCCGAUUUUCCAUCGAGACAUAAAAUCUAGUAAUAUUCUUUUGGAUCACAAAUAUACGGCGAAAGUUUGUGAUUUUGGAAUUUCGAGAUCAACUAGUAUGGAUGAGACUCAUAUAACCACUGGUGUACGAGGAACAUUUGGUUAUUUUGAUCCUCAGUAUUUCAUAACAAGGCGAUUCUCAGAAAAGAGUGACGUUUAUAGUUUUGGAGUAGUUCUUGUUGAGAUUUUAACUGGACAAAAGCCAAUCCGAAUAGCUAUAGAUGAUGAUCCAACGAGUUUUGUGAUGCAAUUCAUGUCAGUGACAGAUGAAUCUGCUAUACAUCAGAUGUUGGAUCCUAUAAUCUUAGCAAGUCAUAAUAUCAUUGAAUAUAUAAUGGAAGUUGUUUAUCUUGCUAAACGUUGUUUGAACCCCCUCGGAACCGGAAGGCCAACCAUGACGCAUGUUGCUUCGGAACUAGCGUGCUUGAGGCAAAAGUUACUAUCUGCUAAACAUGCUUCUAUUAUUGACAAAUCAGGUCCAUCUCAAGAUGCGAAACUCGUGUUAACGAGCCAAGCUCCUUCUGAAUUCAAUUAAGUUUUCAUGUUAAUGUAAAAGGAUUGCUGUAAUUUGUUGUGUCAAGUAAGAAGCAGUCGCCACUCAUUCAGUCAUUUGGACCAUAUGCUUUGUAAUAAUGUCAAGAUGGAGAUAACCUCCAUUGAUAUUAUCAUCUUAAUUUUUAUUAAUAAUGUAAUACUGAAAAAAUAUCUUUAAAGGAGAAUUAGACCAUCUGA